Molecule: messenger RNA, 2367 nt
Organism: Corylus avellana
Lineage: Eukaryota; Viridiplantae; Streptophyta; Magnoliopsida; Fagales; Betulaceae
Source: RefSeq, a predicted model, not a curated record
AUGAUACCCAAAGACCCAUUUAACAUCUUCACCUCUUGGAAUGAUUCCAUCCACUUGUGCAACUGGCAGGGAGUUACAUGCGGCCGCAAGCAUCAAAGAGUUACAGCCUUGGACCUAACUGGCUAUACCUUAGGUGGAUCCAUAUCACCUUACAUUGGCAACCUCAGCUUUCUUAGGGUGGUCAACCUCUCAGACAACUUCUUACACGGCGAAAUUCCACAACAAGUUACUCAUUUGCUCCGGCUACAAAAUCUCAGUCUAAGCAUUAACUUGUUAACGGGGAAAAUUCCAAGCAACUUCACCAACUGUCCUCAACUCAGAGUCCUGGACUUCGAAAGGAAUAAUCUUACUGGAAAUAUUCCUGUUGAACUCGGCUCUUUAAAGAGGCUUGUGAUGCUUGCGGUUUCCUCAAAUCAUUUGACGGGAGGCAUCCCACCUUCUCUGGGAAAUGUUUCUUCACUCCAAGUACUUGCCUUUUCGUAUAAUUAUUUCGUGGGAAAUAUUCCAGAUGAAAUAGGUAAUUUGCAAAGGUUAGUUUACUUCGGCGUUGGGAAAAAUGAUAUGUUUGGUACGAUCCCUUAUUCCUUUUAUAAUAUAUCAACUCUGAAGAGCAUUGAAGUCGUAUCUAACCGACUUAAUGGCACUCUUCCAGCCAACAUAGGCCUCACUCUCUCUAAUCUCCGAAUCUUGAACGUUGCUGGUAACAACUUCUCUGGUCCAAUCCCAGUUUCACUAUCUAAUGCUUCCCAGCUUGAAAUUCUUAUUCUCAUGCGAAACGAUUUCGUGGGACAAGUUCCAAUUGAUCUAGGCAACCUGCUAAAUCUCUCUUUUUUAGGUCUUAGUAGAAAUAAUCUUGGAAGUAAUUCAGUCAAGGACUUGGAUUUCUUAACAUCUUUGGAAAACUGCACAAAACUUGAAAAGCUAAGUUUUUUUGAUAACAAUUUCGGAGGCACUUUACCUGAUUCUAUGGGAAAUUUGUCGAAGCAACUCAGUUCUUUAUAUAUUUAUGACAAUCAAAUAUCUGGAAUUAUUCCUGCAGCAUUAGAGAAUCUUAUCAACUUAAGUAUCAGAACAAAUUGGAAGGAAACAUUCCAUCAAUCAAGUUUUGGAAACUGCAAAAGUUUGCAGUACUUAUAUAUUUCACAAAACAACCUUAGUGGAGUCAUACCACAAACAAGUCUUUCUUCCCAAUUACUUGGAAUCGACUUAUCAUAUAACUCAUUAACGGGCAUCCUACCCAUGGAAGUAGGCAAUAUGAAAAAUAUUCUGGAAUUGGAUGUAUCUGAAAAUAAUUUGUCUGGUGAGAUUCCUACAACCAUUGGAGAUUGCUUGAGUUUGCAAAAACUUUACUUGCAGGGUAAUUCAUUUGAAGGACACUUGCCUCCAUCUAUGGCUUCCUUGAAAGACCUUCACUAUGCAGAUCUUUCACGAAACAAUUUUUCGGGAAUAAUUCCUAAAGAUCUACAUAAAGUUUCUAUUCUACUGUAUUUGAAUCUUUCAUUUAACAAUUUGGUGGGCGAGGUACCAACAGAGGGAGUCUUCCGAAAUGCAAGUGCAAUAUCAGUGAUAGGAAAUAAAAAGCUUUGUGGAGGUAUCCCAGAACUAAAACUACAAGCAUGCGAUGUCAAAGUUAUGAAGCAAGGAAAAUCUCAUGUAUUCAAAUUGGCAGCCAUAGUUGUUUGUGGGGUUUUAUGUUUCAUCCUAUUUUCAUCAUUUCUUAUCCUUUAUAGGAGGAGAAAAUCAAAAAAAGAAUCAUCUUCUCUACUCCCCAAAACCAACUUUCUUUCAAAUGUUUCAUACAAGGAGCUCUAUCAAACUACUAACGGAUUUUCUCCUAGCAAUUUAAUUGGAUCUGGUAGUUUUGGCUCCGUAUAUAAAGGAAUUCUUGCUCAGGAAAAAAGGAUGGUUGCUGUGAAAGUGUUGAACCUUCGACAGAAAGGAGCUUCCAAGAGUUUCAUGGCUGAAUGCAAUGCGUUAAGAAAUAUACGGCAUCGGAAUCUCGUGAAGAUCUUAACUUGUUGCUCAAGCGUAGACUAUAACGGCAAUGAAUUCAAAGCACUAGUUUACGAAUUCAUGGCAAAUGGAAACUUAGACAAGUGGCUACAUCAUGAUAGAGACAAUGAAAGUCUACCAAGAUAUUUGAACCUCCUUCAAAGACUAAAUAUUACGAUUGAUGUAGCUUCUUCACUUCAUUAUCUUCAUGAUCAUUGUGAAACACCAAUCAUUCAUUGUGAUUUGAAGCCAAGCAAUGUUCUUCUUGACGAUGAUAUGAUUGCUAAAGUAAGUGAUUUUGGUUUGGCAAGGAUCAUCUCUAUAACAAAUGAUGCUUCUCAAAAUCAAACUAGCACAGUUGGUAUAAAGGGUACU